UCUCACCUCUAUCCAAACACAAAACAGCACUUUCUACUUCUAGCUAUUACACAAGCUCGCUAUAAAUACUUACUGAUCGAUCACUGCUGAGUGUUUUUCAGUAAGCUGCCUCUUUUUCAUUACUCCAACAAACACUGUGUAUGUGAGAGAGAGAGAAACUUAGAAAGAGUUCUACUUCAAAAUCAUAUCUCACCUGCAUAUAUACAUGGAUGUUUUCUCUCCUUAUAAUUCCCCAGACUCCGAGAGUAGUAGCUAUGGUCGCGGGCCGAACUUUUCCGACGAGGAGGUUCUGUUGGCUUCCAGGAAUCCGAAGAAACGUGCCGGCAGGAAGAAGUUCAAGGAAACCAGGCACCCAGUGUAUCGGGGUGUCAGGAGGAAGAACUCCGGCAAGUGGGUGUGCGAGGUGCGCCAGCCCAACAAGAAGUCCAGGAUAUGGCUGGGGACGUUCCCCACUGCCGACAUGGCGGCGCGCGCUCACGAUGUCGCAGCAAUAGCGAUGCGUGGUCGGUCUGCUUGCCUUAAUUUCGCCGACUCGGUGUGGAGGCUGCCGGUGCCAGCGUCCGGGGAUGCGAAGGAUAUUCAGAGGACUGCUGCAAAAGCGGCGGAGUUGUUUCGGCCGGCAGAGUCGUUGGACGAAUCAACAUCGCCGGCGGAUGAAGACGAGAGGGAGUGGCCGAAGAGUAUUUUCUUUGGGGAUGAAGAGGCGGAGUGCGGGAUGACAGUGUGGAGGCUGGUGGCAGAUAUGGCAGAGGGGAUGCUUUUGCCUCCGCCUUACUGUGCCGGAAAUGAUUUUUAUAAUGAUGACGUGGAAGCUUCAGCUGACGUGUCAUUAUGGAGUUACUCCAUUUAGUUGUUUCUGUUUUUACAGUAACACAAUUUUUAAUAGAGUUGAACAUUUUUAAUAGAGUUUUCUUUUUAAUACCGUGUGGUGAGCAUUUGAGUGUAUAAUGUUCGAAAAUAGAAUGGAUUUUUUUAAGAGAAAUUUUCAUUAUUUAUUAUUUUAAAAAAUUUACA
This is a messenger RNA of Carya illinoinensis, 1014 nucleotides long. Its product is annotated as dehydration-responsive element-binding protein 1E-like. The record is from RefSeq and is a predicted model, not a curated record. Gene Ontology annotation, biological process: regulation of DNA-templated transcription. The transcript has a single exon. The coding region runs from base 206 to 850 and encodes 214 amino acids. Lineage: Eukaryota; Viridiplantae; Streptophyta; Magnoliopsida; Fagales; Juglandaceae. Gene Ontology annotation, molecular function: DNA-binding transcription factor activity; DNA binding.